CUAAAGCAACCUACUCAAGGUCGUAGAAACGAGAGAUGUAUGCUUCAAGACUGCUUGAAAGUGUUAAAAUAUCUCAAAUGGUUUUUGAAAAUACAGCUGUCUAGAUAAAUGGAACGUGGUUGUUUCAGUAUACUUAUAAUCAUUUGAUCAUAUCAUUUAAUGAACUAUUCGAAAUGAAUCACACUGAUAAUUCGCCGUCAUCUUUAUGCAUCAGAGAUGACGCAAGAAAAUUAAUAGACCCUAAUAAUUUAGUUGAAUUGGCACACUACGUUGAAAGUGCCAAUAGUUUUGUUAGUGCAAAUGCAUGUUCUCAACUUCGAUUAAUUGUUGAACAGAUGCAACAUUUAAAAUCUCAGGCAAAGGCUAUCAUACAAAACGCCCAUAGAGAUACUUUGUUAUAUAAACUUCCCUGUAAUUUCAUAAAAAAACCCGGAAAUGUUUAUUACGUGUAUGAGAAGCCAGAUGCUAGCCAGUAUUUUAGUCUGCUUUCACCCACGGAGUGGGAUGGCUGUCCACACAGAUAUAUUGGAGCUUAUAAACUUCUUUCUGAUAUGUCUUGGAUUUCUGAAGACGAUCUUGAUAACUACGAAUCUAAUCGCAGUGCAGCACUCCAAAUUAUGGAUAAACACCAGAUAAUGCUAGAUUUUAAAAACAUGACAUAGUUAUCCAUUUUUUGUUUCUGCUUCAUAUAUUCCUGACGUCAAAACAAAAGUUGUUGUUACCUACAUCUCUUCAGUUCAAACAGGUUACAAUACCAUAAAACAGAAGUUCUGUUUAUCAGUAAUUUUACAGUUUUGUAAUGCGUUCUUUACAUAUUCGUUUGACUCUUUUCAUUCACCUUGAUGUUUAAGGUCUCCACUUUAUUUCUCUCUCGAUUUAUUUGGUUAUUUAUUAGAAUGUUUUCAUUCUAUACUACCUUUUGGCGCAAAAUCUUCGCUUUAUUAUUUGCUCGUCGAUUCUUCCCUUUCUAUUGUUAUUCUCUGUAUCCAAUAUUUGUUACUAUUCCUUCUAUAACAACUGCUUCCACUAAUUUGGUAUUCAUCUCGGCAAUUUUAUCUCUGUCCUGAUAUACUGUGACAACUUGACCUGUCCAUUUGUGCCGGGUGUAUGUUGAAUAUGACUGACCUACUCUAUUAUUAAGAAUUGUUCAGUAAAGUACAUGUUUUAGAAAAAGGACAACUAAUUCUAACUUAAUAUCCAAAUGAAUUAUGUUCAAACGAAGUUUUUAUGUUAGCAUCCUGAAUGCGAUAAAUUUAUCUCAUAUUACAAAUGACCAGAAAUAAGAUCGUUCUCACUAAACGUUGAUUAACCAAUAUAUCUUUUUGAUAAAUUCUUUUUUACGGUUGCACGGAAUCUGAAGGAUAGAACUACUCCGUAAUAGUUCGCUAUGUUUGUUUAUUAUAAUAGAGGUGUGCAAUCUGUGAAAGGGGACACAGACCUAUCUGAAGUAACAAAGCUUAUAAUAUAAACGAUCGAUGGGCUCAACUAUCACUAAACUAGGUUACGAAAAAGACUACUUUUUAAACAAUAUUUUGGGUUUGAAAUAUGAUUUCUACAUCAUCAUCGUUCUAACACUGCAGAAGAAGGUUGCUGUCACUACUUUUACUUGGCGAAAUUGCCAUAACCAUGUCAUGUAAAAAUCUGGCUUAUAAAAAGUGGGACGUAAUUUUUCCCCUCUCUAUGCAUAUGUCUGUAACAAAGUUAUAUCAAAAUAGAUAAAAUAGACGACCUUAGUAAGUACCGUUUAACCCAAUCACUUUUAAAGGGAUUUAAUAUAAGUAUCCGUAAUCCGUCUUUUAUUUCAUCCAAAGGGUGUCCAUAAAGAGACGCUUCGCUCACUAUUCCAACAACGUUCGGUGAUCGAGGAAUUAAGCUGUUGAGAUACGGUUUAUGAAUCCUCUUUUCUGCUUUCAAACUCUACCAUACCUCCGUUAGUUACAAAAGACUCGUGUUUAAAUUAGUGGAACCGUUAGGUGCCUUGGUGUAGGUCCGAAAAUGUAAACCUUAGUACAUAGUCUUGUUCAGUUGCCGUACCGAAAGCUCAAAUCCCCUGAUCACAUAUAAAAAGCGAAGCCAGUUGGAAAGGUUGAUAACAGAAACACGUUUUCGUGGAUGACAAAAGGAAUAUAUAAGGGGCAGAAUGAAUUUCAGUUCUACUGGAUAUGUGCACAAGACUCAGUAAAUCAUAUCCAACAUGUAUGCAUGGCCCCAAGUUCAUAGAUAUAUGAAAAUAUCGAAACUUGCCAAAGUAGCAGAAAUAGUAACACUAUAAAUAAACAUAGCAGAAAUUAUGGAUACACUAUAUGGUCUGAGAGGAAAAAAUGGAUCUAUAGAAUAGAGGGUAUGUGGAAAUUCAAAACACAAUCUGAGGGUCAGUAAAGGGUAGAUUCACCUGUUCCAUUGGGAUCGAUUUCUAGCCUUAUCACUCAACGUCUUCAACAAUUGGUUACAAUAAUUGUUCAAACCCCAGCUAUGUAGUUUGCAUCGACGUACAUGGCUUAUUCUAAUAAUCAGUGGCUUCAUCUGCUGGUCUCCUUAGUUUAUUCCCAAAUACACGUCGUCAUAGAUUCAGGACUUCUUUCCACAUUAUGUAUAGUUACUUCGUUGAGAAAAGGAUUGGUGGGAUAACCUUGCUCAAAUAGUGACCACAGUACAAAUGGCAACUCGUAAUACAAAAAGACUUUCGAAGUAAAGCAGUUAGGUGUAUUGCUCAUGAUCAAUAUAAUAAGCUGGUUUGAGAGGUCAUGUGAAAAAUUCAUUGAAGUAGUUGGACUAAGGUAACACUGAGAAACAGUUUGAAUGUGUACAUAUUUGCUGAACAACUGAAAUAAAGGGCUUCAGCAUUGCCAAAUAUACCUCCAUAUAUUUGGUUGUGAACAGUUUUUUCCGUUUUUCGUUCUCAUUUCCUGUCUUCGUAUUUUAUAUCUUUAUUAAUAAUAUCACCGUAGUUUUGCCCGUUUUUCUUUUUGCUAUCCUUUUGCUGUGUAACGUACUUAGAUGGGAUUUUGCGCCUGUUUCAGGUGGGUUCUUUCUCCAAGCAACUGAUUUAAAGCAAUACUGUCUAGUUUCUUGAGGUGAUUGGUGGCAUAGUAAAUCAGAUUAGAAUAACUUCUUAUUUGAUUCAUACUGGUAGGAACACCAUUUUAAAUGAAAGGAAUGAGUUGUUAUAAUGAGCUGGACUCAAUCUUUUGGGGAACGGAAAUCAAUUACUGAACACUAAAUGGUUCUGAUAAGUAACCAGUCCAGAUGCUGUCUGAAAGCGUGAUAGGAAAUUCACUAAAUGAACAAAAAAUAUCGUUAGCGAAAGGUGGUAAGUCAUUUGAUUAGUAGCCAGAAUCCUGACUUUCAAAAGUUUGUUUUUGGUGAAAAUAAAUCAUCAGACGAGAGGGGAAGUAUGAGGAAUACGGAUUAAAAUUAGGGUUUUUAUAAACCUGGAAAUAUAUCAGUAUUUGGACAAAUUUUCAAGUCUGUUUGUACUAGGAUUCUCUUAGACUCACCACAUUAUUUCGUAUUCACGAUUAGAAUAGUAUUUAGAUUAUUUACAUCUACGACAUCGUUUUUGAAUGCAGAGGUUUGGAUGGACUUCAUAACAGUUUGUCUGCAAUACAUUUGUCAAGUACGUACUAUUACUGAAUACUUCGUACGCAAAAACGGUUGCUAAACAACUCGUAAUAAGCUUCAUUAUGCUGCCUCUAUGAAUCGAGGAUUUUCUCUAUCUGACUUCCAGAAUCUGAUUGCUUACAUGUAAAUUAUCUUAUAUGAUCUUACUUUUAGAUUGGAAAAAGAUGAAACCUGGGUACAUAGAGUGAAGGUCUGGAUUUUUGACAGAUAAAACUACUUGUGGUGCAGACGAAGUAUCGUACCACAUAUUAAUCGUCUAGUAUAUUGGGAGAUAGUCAAAUAUUUAUUAGCUUAUGUUCAUAAGCUAUAGUCACAAAAAUAAAAGAAUUGCUGUUAUAGUAUCUCAACUAUAGAUCUUCUUCAUACUUCUUUUGUAUUUGUUGUUGUCACCAUAUAAUUUUAAGCUAAAACAACACAAUCAUUUGUGGGACAUAUAAAACAAUCUAGAGUAAAAUUGGAACAAAAGAAACCUUGAUACGUUUCGCAAAUGCUGCACCAAACUUAUGGCAGAACACAUGAUUAGUAGUCAAGAUUCCUGAGGCACCUGGGACUAGAUUUGAAUUUGUGGGGAAUUCUUAUCAAGUAUACCAUAUCUAACUCCGCCUGUAGCUCUUCUAGGGCUACUGUCAGUCUCAAGACCGGGUAAAGGAGGAGGGUCGAGCAUGAGGUCGGCAACCUCGUCCCGUAGAAUUCAACCUUGUUAAAAAUGUUAACCAAAAUACACAAAUUAAACAAUUAUAACUCUGUACUCCUAGUUGAAUGAGUAAUUAUGGCGCCUCACGAUGAAAGACGGGAUUCUCCGAAAGUCACGAGGCUGAAGGGAAGCGCGGAAUACAAUGGACAGCUCGGGAUCAGUUAGAUGAUUUGGAUUUCUCAGAUGACCUAGCCCUCCUAUCCCAUACACACGAACAAAUUUAGAUGAAGACAACUAGUGUAGCAGCAGUCCCUGCAUCAGUAGGCCUCAACAUACACAGAGGAAAAGGCAACAUCCUCAAAUAAAACACGGAGGACAUCAACUUAAUCACACUGGAUGGAGACUCUGGAACACGUGAAAAAUUCACAUAUCUGGGCAGCAUAAUCGAUGAACAUGGAGGAUCUGAUGCACAUGUGAAUGCAAGGAUUGGCAAAACAAGGAUAGCAUGUCUACAAUUGAAGAAUAUAUAGAACUCAAAACAACUAUCAGCCAACAUCAAAGUUACAAUCUUCAAUACGAACGUCAAGACCGUUCUACUGUACAGAGCUGAAACUUGGAGAAUCACUACAACCAUCAUAAAAAACCCCAAAUGCCCUGAUAUGGCCGAGAGUGUGGUGGGCCCGCCCUCCCUCUCGAAAUGCUGUCACACGGCCACGCGUAUACAGCCUCUGCCAGGUAAGUCCUAUUCACUGCCUCCUCGUGUCGGAGGUGUUGUUUACGAAAAUAAGAGGUCGAAAAGCGUAUGUCUGGCGCUUUAACGGGAUCCCAAACCAAUGGUGCACAUGGGCUCCAGUAUCCUGAGGGGACAAAUGGCGUAUGAACCAAUCGUUGGUCACCGGCUACCAUGGAAGUGCAUCUCCUCACGAUACUCCACUGCCUUGUGGGUCAGACCUUUAGGCUCGAAGUGUGGCCCCCUAAGAAAACCACCUGCUUCGGUCUGGACACCCGGGCAGUAUCACAGCCCACACACAAAUAUGAUGAAAUGUCGGUAAUUAUGGAAAUUACUUGUCUUGCUUCGAUCAACAAUCAAACGAUUCGCAUUAUUAUUACUAUCACUAUUAUUUUUUUCUACGUCUUUUAAUCCCACUUUAUGUAUCCUUAUUUUUCGACUUAUACAGCAGCUCGCCUAUGGUGGAAACUCGGUUCUAUCUAAACGUUCUCGAGUCACUGCCUGAUUGAAAAUUGUAUGCUACCACCAAAUACGAAUACUGAAGCAGUUUUUCUGAAACCACGUGCACCAUUCAAACUGGCUGCCUUCAACGUUCGCACACUUAUGCAGGUCGGACAACAGAUAGGGCUGGCUAUGUAUUUGGAAAGUCUUAAUAUCGAU
Schistosoma haematobium is the source of this 5645-nucleotide messenger RNA. RefSeq lists its product as uncharacterized. The coding region runs from base 174 to 662 and encodes 162 amino acids. The transcript has 5 exons. NCBI's taxonomy places the organism in Eukaryota, Metazoa, Platyhelminthes, Trematoda, Strigeidida, Schistosomatidae. The record is from RefSeq and is a predicted model, not a curated record.